Molecule: messenger RNA, 3888 nt
Organism: Trichomycterus rosablanca
Lineage: Eukaryota; Metazoa; Chordata; Actinopteri; Siluriformes; Trichomycteridae
Gene: dixdc1b
Product: DIX domain containing 1b
Exons: 22
Coding region: 63-2099 (678 amino acids)
Biological process (GO): canonical Wnt signaling pathway
Cellular component (GO): cytosol
Molecular function (GO): frizzled binding
Source: RefSeq, a predicted model, not a curated record
AGAGAGAGAGCCGCUGAGAUUUGAGUUUGAACGAGUUUAGAUGAAACCGGUUAAUUCAGCAUAUGGUCAGAAAGAUGCCUCGCUCCUCGGCUGUUGAAGGAUCCCAACAACUGGCAGCAUACGUAUCAUGGGUGAAUGCGCAGUUGAAGAAGAAGCCUGGUUUGAAGCCUGUGACUGACCUGCGGCAGGACCUUCGAGACGGAGUGGUGCUGGCACACCUUAUUGAGAUAGUGGCGGGCGAGCUCUUGGUGGGCAUUCACUAUUUACCAAACGAUAUUCAUGAGCAGAGAGAGAAUGUGGAGAAGGUUUUGCAGUUUAUGUCAUCCAAGCGGAUACGCAUGCCUCAGACUUCUUCCCGAGACAUUGUGGAAGGAAACCUGAAAUCUGCUAUGAGACUCAUAUUGGCCCUGGCAGCACAUUUUAAGCCAUCUGCUUCAGCCAAUCACAAAGCAGGAGUUAGUGUAGGAAGAAAAUCAGCUGGUUUCUCAGCCAGUCACAGACCUCAUUCCACUAUGGCCAUGGCCCAGAAUGCAGCAGCAGCUCUGGCAGCUGCCCGACACGAUGCCUCUCGCUCAGGCCGCAGCGUCCUUCAUCUCAGACAAGACUGGCAAAGGCGAAGCUCCAGUGCUGAAGAGGAGAUUGAUAACUCAUGCUGGAGUGUGCGAGCCUUGGUUCAGCAGUAUGAGGGACAGAAAGGAGCAGAGGAGGAGGACCAAGAGGCAAUGGUUUCUAGCCUGAGCUCUUCUAGUCCCAUCCAUGAACCUGGCCUAUCAGAGGAGAAGGGACCACUUUUGGACAACCAAUUAGGAAAAACAGACCAUAUGACAAAACUGGCUUUUAUUGGGCCAGGAGCUUCCCAGGACCAUGAUGGGAGGUGUAUGAGGAGCUGUUCGUGGGAGGAUCAGCUAUGGGAACAGCAGGAACAGCUGGAGAGAGAAAUGGUGGAGGCCAGGAGAAUGGUGUCCAGCCUACAGGCUCUGCUUCUCCAUGGCACAACACCCGAUGAGGAGCAGGAUGUCUCCCUAAGUUUGGGCGAGGGAGUGGAAAAUCCAGAGCAACAACUGGUUAUAAUCCGCAGUCGUCUUGAUCAGAGCAUGGAGGAAAGCCAUGAACUAAAGAGGGAGCUGUUGAAGUACAAACAGGAGGCACGCAAUCUGCAAGGAGUCAAAAAUGCUCUCCAACAGCGGAUGGCAAUGCAGGAAACGUCAGUGUUACAGCUGAAACAGGAGCUCCUACGCACCAGCAUUAACCGAGACGAGCUGGACGGACAAAAUGCAGAGCUUAAUAGGAAGCUGGAAGAAAGAAACAGACUCCUCAGUGAAUAUAAGAAAGAGUCGGGACAGAAGGAUCGACAACUUCAGCAACUGCAGCUGAAGCUGGAUGAAGCGCUACACAAGUUGACUGCCAGCGACUGCCAGCAGGCUGACCUGCAGAGGGAGCUGGAACACAAACAGACGAUGCUACAUGAGCAGACAGAUUCCGAGCAGAAUGAGCUUCUGGCCUUUCAGUGCAAUGGCUUCCCACAUCCAGCAGCAUCAGAGUUCAGUGCAACACGAUCACACAAAAAAACUGAAGAACUGCAGUUAGUGCGGGAGGCUCUGCGUAGUCUGAGGAACAGCUUCGGCGGUCAUGAUCCUCAGCACCAUACACUGGACACACUGGAGCAGGGAGUUUCCAGCCUUAUGGACCGUGUCUACACACUGGAGUCACGGCACAGGCAGGUGAAAAAGGUGAGAGGGAAAUCUGGACACAAGGCCACUCACACUGACAGAGACUCCUGGCCUUCCAGCACCAAACUGGUGCAUUCUCACAGCAGCCCUGCACUUAACUCCUCAGCUUACACCAAGGUCCUUUACUUCACAGAUCGCUCCCUCACACCCUUCAUGAUCAACAUCCCUAAGAGGUUGGGGGAGAUUACACUUCGAGACUUUAAAGUGGCUAUAGAUCGAGAGGGCACUUUUAGGUACCAUUUUAAAGCCCUGGAUCCGGAGUUUGGCACUGUGAAAGAGGAGGUAUUCCAGGAUGAGGCAGUGGUGCCAGGUUGGGAGGGCAAGAUAGUGGCCUGGGUGGAGGAGGAUCAUGAAGAGGGGAGGAUCUGACAGCACCGCCACUUAAACCCCACUGAUAUGAAAUAGAAGGGUGACCAGGACAGUGCCAAUCUGUAUAAAUAAAUGUCCCAGUGUUAAACGUUCAGGUGCUGUACAGUCCACUCUAAAUACCUCUUUGGCCUACCUAGGUUUUCCCUGUUGGACUAAAGCAAAUGCAGGAAUACAGAAAACCCAGAAAACCCUGGGGCCUAUUAAAUCGGCACUAUUCCUCCAGGAUCUUCUGAUCUCAACACAGCCUGUUCGGCAGUGACCAAACUGUGGAGCCACUCCUGAAUUAUCACCGUAAUACAGACAUCCAUUCUAAAUAGACUGUCAGAGUCUAACCAAAAAAAUCUGUGAAGCUUUGAUUCUCAAGUGUCCUAUUUAAUAUGUGGGAACAGUCUGAGAUUUGAUUAAUUUGCAGUUGAAAGAGAGAAGCUUGUUUACACAGGUCUGCGUAUGUUAGUGUAAGUGUACGAAGCUGAUGUAGCUAGCAAGUAAUGAAAAGUCUUUAUUCCAAAAUCUUGUCUUUAAAUACAUGUUAACACAGUUUUCAAACAGCAUUCAUUCAUUAAGUGAAGCGACACGGACUUGAUGUAGUUUAGGGCACAAUAUGACUUACUUGCUUUAAUAAGCAUAACGUUUUUCUUGUAGCUGAACAUUAUCGACUCCAGCGUCCAAAAGAUGGAGCAGAGAAUUAUACCAGAAUUAUGUUUUAAAUUGUAUCACAGAAUUUAUCAUUUAAAAUUAAAUGAGUAAAUAUGGACUAUAGACAAAAUUACAUUAAAUUGCUUAUUUAAUAAAUGAAAAAAAUGUAGCUACAUAAGUGCUAAAAAACAAACAUAGUUACCCAAAACAGGUUUGGAAUUGGUUAGAUGUGCUGUGCUGGUGUGUAUGGAAAAGGAUGCAAGGGAAUUUAUAUUUAUAAAAUGUCCCAACAUCUUUGAAAAUAGGGUUAUGUGAAGGUGGCAGUUGUAUUCAUUUAAAAUAAAAUUAUAAUGAUGACCAAUCCUGAUUUAAGACCUACACCUCACAGCAGAAUGAAGUUUGUAUGUUCAGGAUGGGUUAGGGUUUGUCUUGUCCUAAGCAGUGAGCAAAAUCAGUGGCAGGGAAAGAUUUGAUCCUGGUUUCUGAAUUUCAGUACAGUUACAGGAAUAAUUGUGUAAAACAUCUUAUUUACACAGUGAACAUGGAUUUAUAGAGUAAAGUUCAGUGUAGAAUUGUUUGGGUUAAAGACUUGCAUUAUUAUGUGUUAGCAAUGUUAGCUUUGUAGCUACAAUGAGUGACCAUAUUUAGUCUAGAAAAAAAUAGUCAAUUUAAUUUUUCAACAAUCCCUUCAUUAACGUUUAAUAAUGUUUUUUUUUUUAUGUAUGUACGUUUCUGGUAUUUAUGAGUUAUAAAAGAUUUGUUGUAUUUAUUUAAAACCGCAGUUGGUGGGAUUUACAGUGGAGAACCAGAAUGUGCCUGAAGUGAUUUGUAUUUUAGAGAAAGAUCUAAGAUUUGUACACAGUUUAUCAUUUGAUUUUUUUUCUAUGUUUGUAAAUAUGUUUACAUUUCAUGAGAUGUGCAGAUUACUUUUAUAAAAAAACGAUUUAAGUUUUAUGAAUUAAAUGUCUUGAAGAAAUGAUUGUUUUCUGAAGAGGUGUUUAUUGUAAAAUGUAUUUUUUGUACAGUUCAGUGUUGCACUUGAACCCUCAUUAACAUCAGUGUACCCACUAACAACUUCAACGAUCAGAUAGUUUACGAUGAUGUUUUGGGGAGCUCUUUUUGUUGUUGCAAAUAAAAAAUAUAUUAACAUGUA